Messenger RNA from Phlebotomus argentipes, 464 nucleotides. It is a transcript of the gene ND-B8, whose product is annotated as NADH dehydrogenase [ubiquinone] 1 alpha subcomplex subunit 2. Lineage: Eukaryota; Metazoa; Arthropoda; Insecta; Diptera; Psychodidae. The transcript is spliced from 3 exons. The coding region runs from base 100 to 390 and encodes 96 amino acids. The record is from RefSeq and is a predicted model, not a curated record.
UCUGAACUCGGACAUUGUGCACAAAACCCAUGCUGUCAGAAUUUUCCUUCUGAAGUGGGUUUGUUUUUGCCUGGAAAAUAGUGAUUUUUCUCGAGAAAUAUGAGGACGACACUAAUCAGGACAGUGAAACUGGGUCCCUCGGUGAAGGAGCUGCGACUGCAUCUAUGUCAGACUGGACCGGAAUCGAAGGGAGCACGGGAUUUUGUCCACACUCACUACACAAAGCUGAAGAAGGAGAAUCCCAAGCUGCCCAUCUUGGUUCGUGAGUGCAGCGGAGUACAGCCGCGACUAUGGGCGAGAUAUGAUCUAGGACAGGAAUCAUCUGUGGCUCUCACAAAUCUCAAAGGAGACGAUGUACUGAAGCAAGUGGAGGCACUGGGGCGCAAAUAGUCAAAAGGAUAGAGUCACCUAGUGUCCUGUAAAUACUAGCGAGUUCGUCACGGAAAAUAUAUUUGUUUCAUCUC